UGAACAUUGGACAUGUUAUUUUACUGUCAUGCAGUGUGAAACAUAAAUAAAGCCUAAUAGUUUUCUAAAAAUCAUGACUUAAUACUCAAGUCUAAACUGAUAAAAUGAAAUAAUAUAUUUAAAGUCAUAACUGCCACUCAUAUAUUUCUUUAUAAUUAAUCACAUUAUGGAUGGUUUAAUUCACGCGGCAUUGGAAGCAGAGGUAAUAUUAAAUCGGGCUAAAAAUGUGAAUACGAACUUAACACAUAUUGACAGUGGUGUCUCUGAUCAUAAAAUGACUUGGACCCACGAGAAGAUGCAUCUAGCAGAAACUGUUGACGACUCCAGGAUGAAAUUUCAACGUAACUCCGUCAGUUCUGUAUCUAAAACUACAGAGAAGUUUGAUCUGUUUAAAAAACUUCAUGAAUUGUACAGUGAGCUCAGUCGAGAUGAAACUUCACAAACCAACUAUCAAGGACUAAAAACUACAUCUUACCUAUUAGAAAAGUUAUUGGCUACUUAUAACUUGAACACUUUGAUAAUCAACUUGUAUCCAGGCAAUAAGGGAUAUUCCCUGUCAUUAAAAGUCAAUGGAAAUACACAGUAUAUCCAUCCACCUGAUGUAAGUGGCUCAUCAAGUCAAGAUGAGACUUUAAUUGAGACUCCUCGGUGGCCAUAUGAAGAGGAAGAACUUCUUAGUUACAUAGACAAUGAAGAGUUACCUGUAGUGCUUCUGGACCUACUUGAAUCUGAGCAUUCCUGUCUGUUCUACUCUGGAUGCAUAAUAGCUCAGAUAAGGGAUUACCGGCAGGCUUAUCCAAGUUUUCUAUGCGAUACUCAUCAUGUAUUGUUAAGGCCAACAAAUCAGAGCAUAAUAACAGACGCGAUGUGUAUCGGUGGUCGUUGCGGGUGGGCGGGCGAGGAGCGCGGUGCGGUGGAGGCAGUGGAAGCCGCGUUGGUGCACGCGGCCGCGCCCCCGCUGUGCCUCGAGCCGAGGCCCGCGGUGGGACUGCUCGCCGCGAGGCUGCACGCCGCGCCUCGACUGUUCAACACGCCGCGGAUACGACGCCAAGCGAGGAGGUUUUCACAAGUGGCUGUGAAUAGGAAAAGGAAAUUGGAUCAAUUCACACAUUAUCACGGACUUGAGCUGUUGGAGUUGAUUCAUCGUCAAAGAGCAAAGAACAGCCGACAAUCUGUACCUCAUACUCGACUGACUUCCAAAUUCCCCAAGAAACCACCAGAGGUGUUCAAGCCAAUAGAACCUCCAAAAAUGGAGGCUUUGCCGCUAGCGUUACCAUCGGAACCGAGCGGGCCUCUGCGCCUCGCGCGCGCCUACGAGCGGCCGCGGCCCACGCCCGACUGCCAGCCGCAGCUGGUGGAGGAGUACAUCCUAGAGACCGAGAAGACGUCGCCGCACGCGGGCGCGGGCUUCUUCCACAUCAAACUGUCGAUACUACAACGGCCGUCCGAUCAAGAGUUCCUAGGGGAGUUGUAUGUGGACAGGGAUCACGUCGAGGGGGAGAGGAAUGGUGCUGCAUGUAGAUUUACGCUAGGGUCUCGACUACAAGCUAAUAAAUAUAUACAACAAUUUACGGAGAUAUUUACGGAGGAAGGAAGGAAAUCGGUUAGAAUAAAACAUAUCGUACCUGGGCAGCUACCAAGGGUUUCAUUUACUGGUGGCAUGAGAGAAAUGCUAUUGUUGCAGCAGCGGACAGCGCAAGCGAACAGUUCCACAGUACAAACGCAUGCGACCACAGUACCUGUAGUAACAUCUGCAAUAGCAGCCACGCCCAAUGCCCACACGAGUACAAGGCAGUUACCAAUACUGCAGGCGCAGUUACAACAAGUAGGCAACGUUGGAAGUGUUGCGGCAGUGGGCACGGUUGUCGGAAGCGUGGGCCCGGUGAGCGCCGUGGGCACUGUGGGCAACAUGGGGGCCGUAGGCAACGUGGGCUCCGUCGGAACCGUGGGCAAUGUGGUCAACGUUGCCGCAUCAAGCUCGGCUGUUGAGGCUGCAUUGAAACAGCAACCUUCACCUACACCGCGGUUGUCACCUCAGGCAUCAACAAAUCAGUUGCUAGCGCAGCAGUUGACCAACCCGCCGCAGCCGCUGAACCCACAGAAGAUGCAGUCCGCCAUCAUACACAUACAGCACCCGCUCAUGUCGUCCUCUGGCUCGUCACAGGUACAAAGUAUACAAUAUACGAGUACGACGACUGCGCAGCAGAAAGCGACAAUAACCAAGCCGCUAUCAACAAACCCGGCUAUAAACGCGCUUGUCACUAGUCUUAUGAAUUCGGCACAACAAUUCCAACAAGCGGCGAGUCAAAACGCUGCCAAGGCGGUCGUCAGUACGGCGAGUAGCAAUGCGACGAUACUGAACCUUCUAAACAGCGCGCCUGCCGCCAUGACACAUGUCACGACAGCGGAUAACUCGCUGGACACACACAAGCUACUCAAACGCACUGUGUCGAUAGCGGGCGCGCGGCUCAUUGCCGCUUCCACGAGCGCUCACACCAUACCCACCUAUACGCAGCAGGUUACAUACACCCGAGAGAACGACUCGACGAACGUGUCAAGUAGCGAGAGCGCUCUGCUGGAGCGGCUCAUGGGCCCCGAGCCUGCAGCCACUCCUCCCUCACAGCCGCAGCCGCAGCCCCAGCCGCAACCGCAGCCUGUUUGCCAUUUGCAGGGUCUAAGCCUAACAUCCUUGCAAGGUCUUCAAGGCAUUCAGGGUGUGCAGAAUGUGCAAGUACAAAUCCCGGGACUGUCGGCGCCUAUAUCGUUGUCGCUGAACGUGUCGGGCGCGCCCAGCGGCCUGCUGGUGUCGGUGCCGCCGACCACGUCCGUGGUGCUAACCAACCAACCCUCCGUGCUAUCUUUGCCUAUUGCGCAACUAAUGUCAGGCAGCGUGAAGGGCGGUGUGAGGGGCGGCGCCGUGCAGGUGGUGCGCGCGCCGCGCCCCGCGCGCCUGCCGCGCCCCGCGCCGCGCGCGCCGCUGCAGCCCGCUGCCGGUACAACUCAAUUUAUAACUCAGGCGCAGACGCAAGCGUUAAACGCCCACCAAGUACGACGAAAAUCUAAUCCUGAUAGUUCAUAGUAAAUGCUUAAACUUUAGCCCACUGCCGAUAUAGUAAAUUAAAAUGUAAAUAUCUGCAUAUACUAGAUACAAUUUAUAGAGGAAGAGUGAAAAAAUCUGCGUGCAAUAUUGAUCGAUAGAUCUCUAGCAGACUCUAGUUUUUAACUAAAAUGAACUUUUAAUAGACAACUAUUUAUAUUCGCCGUAUAAAACUCAAAUACGUACCGUUACCAUGAGUUCCCACUGAGACUGAAAGGUUUGAGGAAGAGUCAUAUAACUCUUUCCUAAUAUUUAUUAAGCUGCUUUUUACAUCAAUGCAAUCAUAUUUAUUUACUUUUAUGAAUUCAAAGGAAGUAUGCUUACAUUCUUUUUAGGUUCCGUACCCAAAGGGUAAAAACGGAACCCUUUUAAUGUCACUCUGCUGUCUGACUGUUUCUGUCUGUCCGUCCGUCCAGGUGUCACAGGUCUCUAGCUCGUAAACGAAAUGCGUUACAAACCUGUUUUUGUAUUUGGUGUAGAACGUUGACCCAAAACCUCAUUGAAUAGAGUAUUAAUAAUUUUUUUUUUUAAU
Maniola jurtina (meadow brown) is the source of this 3629-nucleotide messenger RNA. RefSeq names its product transcription factor SPT20 homolog. The record is from RefSeq and is a predicted model, not a curated record. The transcript has 18 exons. Gene Ontology annotation, molecular function: transcription coregulator activity. Gene Ontology annotation, biological process: regulation of transcription by RNA polymerase II. NCBI's taxonomy places the organism in Eukaryota, Metazoa, Arthropoda, Insecta, Lepidoptera, Nymphalidae. Bases 167 to 3079 code for a protein of 970 amino acids. Gene Ontology annotation, cellular component: SAGA complex.